Messenger RNA from Lemur catta (Ring-tailed lemur), 537 nucleotides. It is a transcript of the gene OST4, whose product is annotated as oligosaccharyltransferase complex subunit 4, non-catalytic. The transcript is spliced from 3 exons. The coding region runs from base 164 to 277 and encodes 37 amino acids. Gene Ontology annotation, cellular component: oligosaccharyltransferase complex. The record is from RefSeq and is a predicted model, not a curated record. NCBI's taxonomy places the organism in Eukaryota, Metazoa, Chordata, Mammalia, Primates, Lemuridae.
CGCGCGGAGCAGGCGAGACGGCGGGCUAGAGAGGCCGUUCGACAGCGCCGUCCGGCCGGAAGAGGCUGGUUUGGGACUGAGCUGGCGCUACGAAGUUCCGGCCCGGGUCUCCUACCUCGGGCUUGUGCGCAGACGGCGUUGGAGCCCAGUGGAGCUGAUCAGGAUGAUCACGGACGUGCAGCUCGCCAUCUUCGCCAACAUGCUGGGCGUGUCGCUCUUCUUGCUUGUCGUUCUCUAUCACUAUGUGGCCGUCAACAAUCCCAAGAAGCAGGAAUGAAAGUGGCGCUUUUUCCGCCCCAGGGUUCCAGGACAUAGUCUGAGGCAAGAUGGAGGGUGUGAGGGGCCUUCACACUUCACCUCAUCCCUUCUGCCCAUCACAGCAUACAAAGCAACUACACCUGGAUUUUUCCAAACAACUUUUAUUUCCUCAAAGUCUUCUUGAACCCUAUGGAACAAGAAGCUGCCACUGAAUAGGGCCCAGCAUAGGGGCUGAUUUCUUUUCUACUCCCUCCCCCCAAUACAAAAAUAUAGAUAAUA